Mesorhabditis spiculigera is the source of this 2481-nucleotide messenger RNA. NCBI's taxonomy places the organism in Eukaryota, Metazoa, Nematoda, Chromadorea, Rhabditida, Rhabditidae. The record is from the annotation of a GenBank genome assembly.
AUGGAAACGCUGAUAUCGACGAUCAACAAGCUGCAGGACGUCUUCGCGGCAGUUGGACCGCGUGAAGCGGACAUCCAGCUGCCGCAAAUUGUCGUCGUCGGCUCGCAGAGUUCCGGGAAGAGUUCGGUGAUGGAGGCGAUUGUCGGAAGGGAUUUCCUUCCUCGUGGCACUGGCAUUGUCACGAGGAGGCCCCUUCUGCUUCACCUCUGUCACGUGCCUCUCGAGGACUCGGAGCAGCGACGCGGCAUGAAGGAUGACUGGGCCUGCUUCGAGCACGCACGCGACAAAAUCUUCGAAGACUUCGAGCUGGUGCGCAAGGAAAUCGAAGACGAAACGGAUCGACUCACGGGCAGCAAUAAGGGCAUUUCCAACGUGGCCAUCUCAUUGAAGGUCUUCUCACAUCGCGUCGUCAACCUAACACUUGUGGAUCUGCCCGGAUUGACGAAGGUUCCAGUCGGCGAUCAACCAACCAACAUCGAGGAACAAAUUCGGGACAUGAUCAUGCUCUACAUCGGCAACCCAAACUCGAUCAUCCUUGCUGUCACUCCCGCCAAUUCGGAUCUCGCCACCUCUGAUGCCCUAAAACUUGCAAAAGACGUCGACCCGGAAGGACUACGAACAGUCGGGGUGCUCACCAAGCUGGAUCUGAUGGACAAGGGCACAGAUGCCAGAGACAUCCUUGAGAAUCGACUUUGCCCGUUGAGAAGAGGUUACGUGGGUGUCGUCAACCGAAGUCAAAAGGAUAUCAUGGGCCGCAAGGACAUCAAAGCUGCCCUGGACGCCGAGCGCAAAUUCUUCAACUCGCAUCCGUCCUACAGUCACAUGGCAGAUCGGCUAGGCACACAAUUCCUCCAGCUCACACUCAACCGACAGCUUACAGAUCACAUCCGGGAUCGACUUCCCGCACUUCGUGACUCUCUCCAGAAGCGGUUGUUUGCGAUCGAAAAAGAUGUACAGGAGUACAAGCAUUUUCAACCGAAUGAUCCGACCCGAAAGACGAAAGCCUUGAUGCAAAUGGCGCAACAGUUCACCCGCGACAUUGAGCGCUCCAUAGACGGUUCCUCUUCCAACAUGGUCUCCACGAAUGAAUUGAGCGGCGGAGCGAGGAUCAAGCGGAUCUUCCACGAGCGCUUCCCCUUCGAGAUGGUGAAGAUGGAAAUUGACGAGAAGGAAUUACGCCGCGAGAUUCAAUUUGCUAUCCGAAAUAUCCACGGUGUUCAAGUCGGGCUCUUCACCCCGGAUAAGGCCUUCAAGUUCAUCGCAAAGAAGCAGAUAAAUCGACUCCGCGAACCGGCUCAAAAAUGCGUUGAACUGGUCGUGAACGAGCUCUCUACUGUGAUACGACAGACUGCUGACUCGUUGGCGCGCUACCCACGUCUCCGCAAUGAAAUUGAGCGUGUUGUCGUCACACAAAUCCGCGAAAAGGAACAAUAUGCCAAGGAUCAGAUUGGUUUUAUGGUCGAUUGUGAACUCUCCUAUAUGAAUACCAAUCAUGAAGAUUUCGUUGGUUUCGGAAGUUCUGAACUCGGAAAUUCCACAAAGAACCCAGUCAAGAAGAAUCCUGCAAACCAAGCUAUCCGCAAAGGAUGGCUGAACGUCAACAAUGUGUCGUUUGUACGUGGCUCCAAAGAUUUCUGGUUCGUGCUGACGUCAGAAAGCCUAUCUUGGUAUAAGGAUGACGAAGAAAAGGAAAAGAAAUACAUGAUGCCGCUGGACGCCAUUCGUCUCCGCGACCUAGAAAGCGGCUUCAUGUCUCGCCAACACAAGUUUGCGCUCUUUUACCCAGAUGGAAGAAACAUCUACAAAGAUUACAAGCAGCUCGAACUGGGAUGUCAAAACCUGGAUGAUUUGGAUGCCUGGAAGGGAUCGUUCUUGCGUGCAGGUGUUCAUCCGGAGAAGCAAGUCAGCGACUUGGCCGACAUGCACUCAAAUGAGGAGGUGGCGAUGUCAAUCGACCCUCAGGUCGAACGUCAAGUGGAAACCAUUCGGAACCUCGUCGACUCUUACAUGCGCAUUGUGACCAAGUCGAUACGCGAUCUGGUGCCAAAAUGCGUAAUGCAUGUGAUUGUAAACCAGGUCGGCGAAUUCCUGGAGACAGAACUGCUGCCCCAUCUUUAUCAAUGCGACAUGGAUGAAUUGAUGGAGGAGUCUCAGGGUGAAGCCCAGAGGCGUGAAGAGUUACUCCAGACCUACAACGCCAUCAAGCAAGCCAUCAGCAUCAUCAAUGAGGUGAACUUCUCGGCGCUGACUGUCCCUACUAGGCCCUUGGCAAGCAUUCAACUAAAUGGGAAUUCACAAGCGAAUCGCGUCGCCGCAGUGGCUCCUCUAACAGGCGCUGUUCGACCUGCACCAAAAGCUCCAAACAGUCGUCCGCCACCUCCUCCUAGUCACAUCGCCAAGUCUGGGGCAUGCAAUGAGAACUCUGCGUAUUCGCCCUUCAUCCCGCCCGUACCGAAGCGUCCCACCGUCCCGCCACGCCCG